This is a messenger RNA of Babjeviella inositovora NRRL Y-12698, 1087 nucleotides long. RefSeq lists its product as uncharacterized. Gene Ontology annotation, cellular component: mitochondrion. Gene Ontology annotation, molecular function: delta(3,5)-delta(2,4)-dienoyl-CoA isomerase activity. The record is from RefSeq and is a predicted model, not a curated record. The transcript has a single exon. Bases 73 to 945 code for a protein of 290 amino acids. Lineage: Eukaryota; Fungi; Ascomycota; Pichiomycetes; Serinales.
UGAGAACCUCUACAACUUUGGUACAAAUAUCCAGACUGUCCUAGCUUGCUCUCUCCCUUUCCUCUACUCACCAUGACAUUCAACGCUGAUAACUACAACAAGUACACCCAUUUCCACGUCUCGUACCCGGUUGAGGACGUGGCGCACGUGGAAAUUAACUUGCCAAAGACCGGCAAUUCGUUUGUGUCAGAGACCUGGCACCAAUACAAGGAUCUCAUGUGGGAACUCGACGCUGACACCCAUGUCAAGUGCAUAGUACUCUCUGGGGUGGGUCGUAACUUCUCCAGCGGCUUGAAUCUCAAGGCCGCCACUAUCGAGAUGCAGAAGGCUAUUUCGGGAGAAACCCGUUCCAAGUCAUCGCAGAAGACGGCAAACGACAAUGUGUACCACUUUGCCAAGGAUUUUCAGGAGUGUAUCGCAGCUACGGCCCAGAUUGCGACCCCCAGCAUUGCUGUUGCUCAUGGUGUGGCGUACGGCUUGGCUGUGGACUUGUUGUCCACAACCACCAUCAGAUUGGCUGUCAAGAAUUCUACGCGUUUCUCCAUCAAGGAGAUCGAUAUUGGAAUUGUGGCGGAUAUCGGGUCCUUGCAGAGAAUGCCAGCCUUGGUGAACAACAAAUCUCGGUUGUACGAAUUGGCGUUGACCGCCAGAGAAUUCAAGGGUGAAGAGGCUUUGGAGUUGGGCUUUGUCAGUCAAUUGCUCGACACGAAGGAGCAAGCCUUGGAAAAGGCGUUGGAAAUUGCCGAACGAAUUGUAAGUCACAAACAAUGGUGUAUUGAGGGCACCAAGGCGGAGAUCCAGUUCAUGGUAGAUGGAGGAACGGUGAACGAGGGAUUGGAAAGGGUUGCUGUUUUCCAGGCGGAUAAUCUUGGCCAGGAGUUUAACCUUCCCGAGCAGAGCGCCUCUGUUGUACAGUCUUUUAAGUCAGAGAAAUCCAAGUUGUAAUAGGUUUCUCACGACCCAAAAGGUUAUUUAUUCACUUUUACGUCAAUAUGAGAGCAAAGGCCAUGAUUUAGGAUAGCUAUGAUUAAGGAUAUCUGGUUGCGCAAAUCCCCUAUUAUACGACCCUUAGGCACCACUCGUAGGC